Molecule: messenger RNA, 1643 nt
Organism: Cuscuta campestris
Lineage: Eukaryota; Viridiplantae; Streptophyta; Magnoliopsida; Solanales; Convolvulaceae
Source: the annotation of a GenBank genome assembly
CAAGACAUGUACUGUUCAAUCAAAGACUAAAAUGGAUAUUCUCAAUCCAAUCAACCCUGCAAAAUGACAAACAUUCCUUUCACUGUGUGCCUCGUGAUGGAUGAGCGGCGGGGUGUCCCCUUGACCUCUGACGUGGUUCACCAUGCCUAAGAGACUGAACCAAUGUUAGCCAAAUUUGUUUUUGUUGAAUUCCCCCCUGACCAAUUUCCUCUCUCAAACCCUGAGUGGGCUGACCGGGUUAUAAAACCUGAAAGGGUUCAACCGGAGCCCACUAAAGAUCUUGAGGACGCCUGCGAGAAACUUCUCAAGGGUGAUCCUGUGACCGGGAAACCUUAUGCCUAUGGGGGCUGGGUAUUCCGGCUAGCUAACCCGGAUGGGGGUGCGUCUGCGACCCAUGACGCUGAGGAUAACCGGGCUGAUUCCCCGGAUGGUCACGCUGAGGCCGGCUCUCCUCAUCCAGACAUGAACUUCAACAGGAUGACCACCAUCAUUGAGGAUGACGACGAUGAUGUCCAAGUCCUCCACUCCAACCGGUCUCCUCUCUCCAACUCUCCUUCUCCUCCUAACUUCCCUGGAAUGGAUGGGGCCACAAGUGCCCGGUGUAGCCCUAUCCAUGAACAGAGCCAAAAACCGAACUCUCCUCCAACCACCCAUCUCUUUGAAAGUGAUCGGGUUCCUCAUCCCAAGAAGGAUGUCAAAGCCAAAGGGAAGGGGACCGGUCAUUCUUCUUCUCAGAAAAGGAAGAGUUCCCACAAGACUUCCAGGGGGAAAAGGAGGAAGAAGGUCAAGCUAUCAGAUCUAGAAGGGGAGUCCAUUGAAGUGACCUUUUUAUCCCUGGCCCAGAAACUCAGCAAGGUUGGAGUUCUAUCCGAAGAAGUUGGCUGGUCACUCCUGGAGUCCAAGGACCAGGUCUCCGAACUUACCCUCCUUCUUGAUUCUGCCAAGUCGGAGAUCAAUGACCGGGCCGAGAGGGAGAAGAGACUUGAAGAGGAGCUGAAGGAAGAGAGGGCUAGGCUAGACGAGGAAAGAGCCAAGCUGGCGGAGGAGAAGAGAAAGGUGGCUGAGCUAGAAGAAGCUUUGGGACAGGCUGAAGAAUCUGCCCGGGCAAAGGAGCAGUCUUUUCCUGAUGAUGCUGCAACUUGGGCCGCUUGCCAUCACACUGAAGUUGCCCGGUCCGUUCUCACCAAGCCAGAGGAUACCAUGGACUUUUUCAAGACCAUGUACAAAGAACCGGAGGGCAUGAGGAUGAUAACUGAGAUCAGGUCAUACGGCUUCCAGUGUGGCCAGAAGGAUGAGAGGUCCCUUCUCUAUGCCAGGCUCCAGAAGAGGGACCCUUCGUUUGACCCGGUCAAGAUGAAGCUUCCUCCUUUGUACAAGGAAGAGCCAGCCCCCCUUUCCCUUUGCAGUAGGUUAGGGUAUUUUCUAUGAAAAAAAUUCUGAAUUUUCUUAAGGCCUGGGGGAUGUCCCGCCUACUUAUGAUUUUUAUGAGAUUUAAAUCUUCUUGGCAUGCUCUUGAAUUUUACCGGUCGAUCUGCUUCAAUUUGCAUGGUUGAACUUCUUUUCUAUGCAUGGUUGUUGUCUCUUGCAUGAUAGCUUUUCUUUUCUUUGUGUUGAUUGCCUUUGAAUGAACUUCCAAGUCAAUA